This is a messenger RNA of Zychaea mexicana, 978 nucleotides long. RefSeq lists its product as uncharacterized. The record is from RefSeq and is a predicted model, not a curated record. Lineage: Eukaryota; Fungi; Mucoromycota; Mucoromycetes; Mucorales; Lichtheimiaceae. The transcript is spliced from 4 exons. Bases 330 to 956 code for a protein of 208 amino acids.
AUCAACAACAGCAGCAGCAGCAGCUACCGGCAUGGAAUCAGAGACUCGUCGUACAUAACAACGCCACAAGGUUGCUCUCGGAAUCCGCUGCUUUUCAUUCGAAUGCCACACUCUUACAACAAGCUACCCAGGGAGGAGCCAUCCUCACAACCGAUGAAGAUGAUCUUCCUUCUUUACGCCGGCAGCAAUUACUGACAGAACAAAAGUGUGUCGUAAAAAUUUCCAGCAUCCCAUGGACCACCUCAAUCAAGGACAUUGAAUUGUUGUUUGCCGGUACCGUCAAGCUACCAAAUCAUGGCGGAAAGUUCGACCAACAAUGCGUGCAUAUCAUGAUUGACAAAUCCACAGGAAAGACGUUCAAGGAGGCAUACGUAGAGCUGAACACAAUAGAAGACGUUUUCGUGGCCAUUCGAAGAAUCAAGAGCCCAAAUAUCAAAGGUCGCAGGGUAUAUAUUACCAAAAGCACACAGGAAGCAUUGUUCCGCGCUGUGUUUCCAGAAUGGGAUGGCAUGUUCAUCCAUGACAAGCCAACCUUUGUCGAUACGGAACAGGAUGAUGGCGAGGAGAAAAUGACAACAACAACAACAGUUGGAUGCUCUUUGAUGAUGGCUAAUCAUACGACCGCCAGUACAAAUGCGACAGCAGUAGUCCCGCCAUUACUUGUCAAGCCAGAUGAAUAUGAAGCGUUGUUGAGCAUUUGCCGAAACUACAAGGCAUGCUUCUCGCGAAAGUGUCCUGAACGUCCGUUUGAGAACUUUAUCUCAAUCAUGGUCAAAUUCCCCUGGGACACGCCUGACAUUAUUACGACAAUGCAACGCGAUCAUUUGUACGAGUACUACAAGUUGGCGACUGGUAUGCGUUUUCUUUUUUGUUAUCCAACGUGCAUUAUUUUUUGGUUAUCGGAUCAUCAACUCUUAAACACAAAAUACGUGUGCGUUAUCUAUAUAUACAUAUAGGAGCAUUGCGAUUCCAUCUCAA